GGGGGCUGUCUGUAAGUGAGGACUGGUCUGCCUCCCAAGGUUUGUGAGAGUGAAGGAUCAUCUUCCAGGCUGAAAUUAUCCCAAAGUACAAAGUUUGUAUUAAAAGUGACAAAAUACAUACAGUACAUAAUCUGCAAUAUCCUAAAUUAAAGUUAAUAAAUUUAACCAUAAAAUUAAAAUAUUAGCAUCCAACUAUUGGGGUAAAAAGUGAUACUAACACCAGCUUGUGGGAAGCAAACAUAGCAGUGAGUGUAGCAUGUCCCGCAGUAAUUGAGAAUUUAGGAUGGAUUGUCCCUCAGUAAAUACAAUCCAUCGGAGAAGUAUUUCAGUUACUUUCCCCGUUUCGCUUCUCCAUGGCACUUUUUUAUAACUCAGCUAUAGGACAGCAGCAGCUAGAAACCCCAGCACAGACCUUAGCUAGGGUGUCAGGGGCAGCUAGAUGAGGUCGGAGCCCGAUUUCAGGGGCCUGCAGCUGACAUUUCACAACCAGCGCAGGGAUUUGUUCUUGCCUCUCUCACCAGUUUCACUGUAAAGGGACCUGGGAAUCCCACCCGCAGUUUUGAGUGUGUGUAGCGGCCCCAUGUGCUAUUAGAGCUCAGUGGAGACACACAGGGAGCGACAGUCUCUGCCCUGAAGAACUUACAAAGAAAUUCGAGCAGACAGAGGAAGGGUUCCUCACUGCGUCCUCCUUAUAUCCAUGGGGGACGAAGUCACAAAGAGAGGAGGGUAAAGUUACUGCUGCUCCGUCUGCUGCUACCACAUAGCGACUACGGUCUAUUUCUCUCUCCUUUUUAAGACCGGAGCGGAUGCAAAUCGAGUGACCACAUUUCCUGGGAGACGCCCCCGGUGUCCCUGAGUCUGCAGAAGAGACGGCACAGACACGUGUCUCUGCAGCUCACACCCAUCCCCGCUUCUCUGCGCACUCUCCUGCAGAAUUGUCUCCAAAACAGUCAGAAAAGAGAUGAUGCUGUGGCUACCCCUCGCUUUCAUGGCAGCAAUUCCCAGAGGAGUCCAUUCGCAGAUUCAGCUGGUGGAGGCUGGGAGAGGUGUUAAAACCACAGGAGAUUCUAUCAGCAUCUCCUGUAAAGUCUCCGGAUUUCCCUUUGGAAACUAUUGGAUGUUCUGGUACCGCCAAGUUCCCGGGAAAGCGGCAGAGUGGAUCUCCUACAUUAACCCCGAUGGCACUAACACGGACUAUGCCCAUUCAGUGAACGGGCGAUUCAGCAUCUCCAGAGACAACCCCAGCAACCUGCUCUAUUUGCAAAUGUCCGGCCUGAGACCCGAGGACUCGGCGUUGUAUCACUGUCACAGAGACACAGUGACGGGCAGGGAAUGUGACCACGUACAAAAACAUCCCCUUUGCAGUCACGGCCCGCUGCAGGGCAAACCCCAGGUGAAGAGUCAGACACACACUUUUGUUGGUGGAAAGAACAAGGAGAAAAUGUCCCCAGCGCUGCCAUCAGCGCGGGACGGACACGGCUUUUGUGGGGCUGCAGAGACAGGUCAGGGCUGGGGGAGGAAACACGAGGCGGCCGCUGUCGCAGUCCCUGCCCCUAGGAGGCAGCACCCCCGUGUUCUCUGCUGCACACCUGCCCCUCCGGGCUACCAGCGUGCCACCGCCCCCACACCCGCCCUGGGGGGCAGCACCCCGCUCUUGGCUGCGCUCCUUCACUUAGACGAUUCCCAAGCGGCCUCUGGGGGCGGGAGGGGUCCGCAUUGCUUUGUUGCACCCUGGGUCCUGGGAGACCUUGGUGGGUUCCGGGCUGUGGUAGGGAGCAGCAAAAGGGGACAGGGUGAGAUGUCGCUCGCUGCUGGCAGAUCUGACGCUGCCCCCUUGACUGCCCCCACUAGGAAUGGAACCCGGCUGUCGGACCUGGGGCCCAGCCCACUGACUGAACUCCUAGGGAGAAGACUUUUCCAGUCACCCCCUGGGGUUGAUAGUUAG
Messenger RNA from Dermochelys coriacea (leatherback sea turtle), 1945 nucleotides. RefSeq lists its product as uncharacterized. NCBI's taxonomy places the organism in Eukaryota, Metazoa, Chordata, Testudines, Dermochelyidae. Gene Ontology annotation, molecular function: immunoglobulin receptor binding; antigen binding. The record is from RefSeq and is a predicted model, not a curated record. The coding region runs from base 962 to 1945 and encodes 327 amino acids. The transcript is spliced from 3 exons. Gene Ontology annotation, cellular component: external side of plasma membrane; immunoglobulin complex, circulating; blood microparticle. Gene Ontology annotation, biological process: B cell receptor signaling pathway; positive regulation of B cell activation; phagocytosis, recognition.